GCGACGCUGGAGCGGAAGUGUCGGUUUGUUUACACACAUGCUCCCCGUUUGAACCUCUUAAACAUUUAACAUGCUCUCUAAAUGCAAAAUGCGUUUAACACUUACUGGUUAAAACGUUAGUUAUACUUUGUAUGUUAUUUUUGUACGUAUUCCUCUAAUAGAAGUUGUGACAGAAGCGAGCAGGAGCUGCUGCAGCUGGGCAGGAUUAGCUGCUGAACAUCAGGUUCUCUGGAUUUAACGGUGCUAUGGCCUGAUUUAGGGCUCGACCCUCCAGGACGCGGCGCUGCAGGAUGAGCAGAGCUCCAGCGGGUGGUUAUGGCUCUGACGGAGGUCUACUGAGGUCUACUGAGGUCUACUGAGGUCUACUGAGCUCUACUGAGGUCCCGCGGGUGGUCAUGGCUCUGACGGAGGUCUACUGAGGUCUACUGAGGUCUACUGAGGUCCAGCAUGGCUCUGACGGAGGUCUACUGAGGUCUACUGAGGUCCACUGAGGUCCCGCGGGUGGUCAUGGCUCUGACGGAGGUCUACUGGGACCAGCACAUCCCCCUGCCCAACCUGGCUCCCCUGCAGGCCCGGUCCGUGGUGGCCCUGCUGGCGCUGCUCUGUUUCAUCAACAGCUACGACGGGGAGUUCGUGUUCGACGAUUCGGAGGCCAUUAUCAACAACAAGGAUCUGAGACCAGCGACGCCGCUGAACAACAUCUGGAUGAACGACUUCUGGGGCAGUAACCUGAGAAGCAACUCCAGCCACAAAUCCUACCGGCCCUUCACCGUCCUCACAUUCAGGCUGAACUACCUCGUGGCCGGAGGCCUGCACCCCGUGGGCUUCCACGUGCUGAACAUCGUCCUCCACGCCGUCAUCUCCGCCCUGAUGAUGGACGUGUUUGCUGUUCUGAUCGGAGGUCUGGCCCACGACGAGGGGGGGAGGACGUUAAACCUCGCUCCCAAAACCUCCUUCCUCGCCGCCGUCCUCUUCGCUGCCCACCCCGUCCACACAGAGAGCGUUGCGGGCGUCGUGGGCCGAGCCGACCUGCUCUGCGCUCUCUUCUUCCAGCUCUCCUUCCUCACUUACUGCAGAGCUUUUAACAAAGGCGGUGACCAGGACGGCAGCUUCUCCGUGUCCUGGGUUCUGCUCAGCCUGGCCCUGACGGCUGCAGCGAUGCUCUGCAAGGAGCAGGGCAUCACCGUCCUGGGUGUGAACGCCGCCUUCGACGUCCUCCUGAUCCGUAACGUUGACGUGCUGCAGCUCGGCCGCAGGCUGCUCCUCAGGAAGACGCCGCUCGACCCCAGGGAGAUGCUGCGGGGCGGGUUCCUGACCCGCAUGGCCCUGCUGGCUCUGGGGGGGCUGGCCAUGCUCUCCGCCCGCUGGAGGAUCAUGGGAACCGGCCCGCCGGCCUUCACCCAGGUGGACAACCCCGCCUCCUUCCAGGAGAACAUCCUCAUCAGGAUGGUGAACUACCACUACUACUACUCCCUGAACGCCGGGCUGCUGCUGUGUCCCUGGUGGCUUUGCUUCGACUGGUCCAUGGGCUGCGUGCCGCUGAUCCGCUCCCCGGCCGACUGGAGGCUGGUGUUUGUGCUGCUGCUGUGGUCGGUGCUGCUGGGUCUGGUGGGGGGGGCCCUGUGGGCCCCGGACCCCCCCCGGAGGAGGGCCCUGGGCCUGGGCCUGGUGCUGCUGGUGGUGCCGUUCCUGCCCGCCUGCAACCUGUUCUUCAGGGUGGGCUUCGUGGUGGCCGAGCGGGUGCUGUACCUGCCGUCGGCCGGAUACUGCCUGCUGCUGGCGGCGGCGCUGGGGAGCUGCUGCCGCCGCUGGCCAGAGCGGAGGGGUUUCCUGCGCGCCGGCGUCCUGAUGCUGCUCUGCACCUUCGUGGCCCGCUGCGCCCUGCGGAGCCACCAGUGGAGGUCGGAGCAGAGCCUGUUCACCAGCGCGCUGGCCGUCUGCCCGCUCAACGCCAAGGUGCACUACAACGUGGGGAAGAACCUGGCCGACAGAGGGAACGCCAGCGCCUCGGUCCGAUACUACCGGGAGGCCGUCAGACUCCACCCCACCUACGUCCACGCCAUGAACAACCUGGGGAACAUCCUGAAGGAGAAGGACGAGCUGCUGGAGGCCGAGGAGCUGCUGGCCAAAGCCGUCUCCAUCCAGCCGGACUUUGCGGCGGCGUGGAUGAACCUGGGCAUCGUCCAGAACAGCCUGAGGAAGUUCGCGGCGGCGGAGCGGAGCUACUGGAACGCCAUCCGCUUCCGGAGGAAGUACCCGGACUGCUACUACAACCUGGGCCGGCUGUACGCCGACCAGAACCGGCACGUGGACGCGCUGAACGCCUGGAGAAACGCCACGGUGCUGAAGCCGGAACACAGUCUGGCCUGGAACAACAUGGUGAUCCUGCUGGACAACACGGGUAACCUGGCCCAGGCGGAGCUGAUCGGCCGCGAGGCUCUGAAGCUUCUGCCCAACGACCACACCAUCAUGUUCUCCCUGGCCAACGUGCUGGGGAAGCUGCAGAAGUACCAGGAGUCGGAGGGUUUCUUCCUCCAGGCCCUUCGGAUCAACCCUGAUGCUGCUGGUUGCCACGGCAACUUAGCCGUCCUGUACCACCGCUGGGGGAAGCUGGAGGCGGCUCAGCAUCACUACGAGCUGGCGCUGCGUCUGGACCCGCGGGCCCCCGGGACCCGCGACAACUACAACAUGCUGCGCCGCAAACUGGACCAGCGGGGCCGGGGGGGGCCCUGAGGGGCCCCCGGGCCCCCCCUGGACCCGCGGGCCCCCGGGACCCGGGACAACUACAACAUGCUGCGCCGCAAACUGGACCAGCGGGGCCGGGGCGGGCCCUGAGGAACUACCCCCCCCCCCCCACGAGACUGCUACCUGGACCACUGGAUCUGCUGGACCCCCCCACCAGAACCCCCCACCCCUACAGGACCCCUGUAGCUCCUAUAAUGUAAUAACACCUGAAAAUGUAAUAACAUUUUCACUUAACUCAAUCGAAAAUGUAAUAAAAUCCACUUCACCAAUAAUGUAAUAAAAUAUCCUGACUGAUAUUGUAAUAACAUUUGAACCGAUAAUGUAAUACCUUAUUACGUUAUUGGGAAUUUAUUACAUUUUCAGGUGGGUCUUUUUUUUCUCUUCCAAAACUGAUAAUGUAAUACUUUACAGAUAAUGUAAUAUAUAUGUUCAUUUUCAGUCCAGAGUUCUACAUUUUGUGUUUUUUAAGUAUCUAAGAAUGUUUUAUACACUGGAUUUGAAACACCAGAAUGACUAUUGGGUUAAAUUGCAGACUUUGAGUUCCAUGUAAUAAAUUCCCAAAUAACGUAAUAAUGUAUUACAUUAUCGGUAAAAAUGUUGUUACAAUAUCAGUCAGGAUAUUUUAUUACAUUAUUGGUGAAGUUAUUACAUUAUUGGGUUUUAUUACAUUUUCAGGAAAUAUUACAUUAUAGGUGCUACACUCCUGCCUGGACUGCUGGAUCUGCUGGAACCACCCCCACCUGGAUCUGCUGGACCCCCCCCACCAGAACCCCCCACCCCCACCGGGACCCCUAAAACACACUGUCCAUCGUUCCAUUUUGUAUUAUUUGACUUGUUCUGAGAAAUGUGGAAAUAAAGACCGUGAUCUGUGC
Molecule: messenger RNA, 3617 nt
Organism: Cololabis saira (Pacific saury)
Lineage: Eukaryota; Metazoa; Chordata; Actinopteri; Beloniformes; Belonidae
Gene: tmtc4
Product: transmembrane O-mannosyltransferase targeting cadherins 4
Exons: 17
Coding region: 508-2733 (741 amino acids)
Biological process (GO): protein O-linked glycosylation via mannose; endoplasmic reticulum unfolded protein response
Cellular component (GO): endoplasmic reticulum
Molecular function (GO): mannosyltransferase activity; protein binding
Source: RefSeq, a predicted model, not a curated record